This is a messenger RNA of Salmo salar (Atlantic salmon), 1945 nucleotides long. RefSeq names its product cyclin-J-like. The record is from RefSeq and is a predicted model, not a curated record. NCBI's taxonomy places the organism in Eukaryota, Metazoa, Chordata, Actinopteri, Salmoniformes, Salmonidae.
CUAAGAGGGAGAGCGGCGUGCGGUUAGUUGUCUGACCGAGUUCCAUUGAGAGCGAGGAUCACAUCACAGGGGGCGAAUGAAGAGGGGCGUCAAUAAAAACAAACAUAAUUCAACCACAAUAUCCCGGUCUUUAGGUUUGAGUUCAUGGGUUUGUGACGAUUAAACUAAGGGUUGGUUAUUUUGCUGAUAAUUUCCUGUUGGGAAACUGUCGGCGAAGGAUUUAAUCUCAGAUUGCGGCUGGUCUGAAACAAAGGGGUCGGGGACUUCGGAGUGUUGCAGUGGUAAAAGCAGGUUGAAAGGGUGGACCGUGGGCAAGAUGGAACGGGAGGGGCAGUGGUGGAAGAGCCAGCUCGCUGCAGACAUCCACCAGUCUUUACGAAUAAAGGAGCUGAAGUUGCCCACCUACAAGUCCCACUCUCCUCAGAUCGGGAUGCGGCGUUACUUUGCUGACCUGCUGGCUGUCCUCAGUAACCGCUACCAAUUGUGCCCAGCGGCUCGCCACCUGGCCGUCUACCUCCUGGAUUUGUUCAUGGACCACUACGACGUGGCAGUCCGCCAGCUCUACGUCAUUGCCCUCUCCUGCCUCCUCCUAGCCAGUAAGUUUGAAGAGAAGGAGGACUGUGUCCCAAAGCUGGAGCAGCUAAACUCUCUGGGCUUCAUGUGCAGCCUGAACCUGUCACUGAGCAGGAAGGACCUGGUAAAGAUGGAGCUGCUCCUCUUAGAGACGUUUGGCUGGAACCUGUGUAUGCCCACACCAGCACACUUCAUAGACUACUACCUCCAUGCGGCUGUACAGGAGGGAGAACUGCACAACGGCUGGCCCCUCUCCUCCCUCAAUAAGACCAAAGCCUUCAUGGACAAGUAUACACACUACUUCCUGGAAGUCUCACUGCAAGACCAUGCCUUCCUGGGCUUCCGACCAUCCCAGGUGGCAGCAGCCUGCAUUGCGGCGUCCCGCAUCUGUCUCCAGAUCACCCCAAGCUGGACCACCGUUCUCCACCUGCUCACCGGAUACUCCUGGGAACCCCUCACCCCGUGCAUCGAGCUCAUGCUGCUUGCCCAUGACAACGAUGUGAAACAAGCCAACAAAUCCAAGUCCAACUCUCCGUCUGUCCAGAGUCCUCUCCAACCCCAGGCCCUUCCCUCAACCUCCACAGUCUCUGUCUCCACCAUGAAACAACCCUUGUCUACCUCUCAGCAGCUGCUCUUCCAGACAGGUGGAUACCAGCAGCAGCUCACCCAGCACUCUACUCCCAUUUCCCAGCUGCACAUGCUAGGUGAGUCCCAGACUCUGGGCCCUGUCGGGUCUCGCGACUACCUCCAGGCCCACCAGAGAGGGCUCCUCUCAGGGUCGGUUUCUCAGGGAGUCUUCCCCUCCUACCCCAGCUUAGCCUCAGGGCUGCGCUCCUCCCUGCCCCUGCAGGGACCCAUCUCCAUGCAAGUGGCUCUUGCUGCAGAGCCCCGUCACUGCCUCCCCCUUUCAUACGGGGGAGGCUACCUGGGCUCCCAUCACACCUACACAGCAGGCUGCUUCGACAGGUGACGCCAGGAGAGGGAGGACAAACAGAACCUGGGGCAGUCAGUGUCCUCCUCCAUCCAUUCUGACCUCAUCCACUGGGGACAAAGGAAACCAAAACAAAGAAGCAAUGUCAAUGCAGAUGUUGCUGAGGUCAUAGUAUUGACCUAACAAAAGCCCUACCUAUUUGAAAUGAGAGACUAUUUGUGAUGAGCUGAUUACAUACAGUACAUACUGUUCCCUUCACGUGACUGCUUGCUCUAUACUGAGACUGAGAGGCUGGUUUAGCCACUGUGAUUCUGCUAUCAACUGUGUUUGUGUGGAGCCCCUGCUUCCAAAUCAGUUCUCUCAAUGUGGGACUGCUGUUUUUUUAUACUAUUAUCUUUCAAUGCUGCUGCUUUAAACAAAAUUAUGACUUUAUGAUCAGUG